CGCCGGACGCCGGUCGCUGCGGCCUGGGUAGUGGUCCCGGCCGCGGCCCGUCCCGCGCCAUGAGGUUCCUCGGCUGCUGGCCGACCCUGCUGUGGGUGCUCGGGCUUCCCGCCCGCGGCCUGGAGGUUGCACAGGAAAGUGGUCACCUAUGGCUGAAGGAGCAGCCUGCAUCCCCUCGCCAGAUGGGGGCUGUGUACCUGAGUGAGGAGGAGCCCCCGCACCCCUCAGUGGGCCAGGACAGGACCACGGAAGAGACUGACAUGGUGCUGGGGCUGGACACAGCCAGUGAUCCUGUGGCGAUGCUGUCGGUGAUUCCCGGGGAGGCCGAGGACCAGCUGAGUGAGGAGCCUGGCAGCCAUGGCUCGUGUGGUCCUAGAGGCAAGGAUGGCUCGGGGUGCCAGCCCCAGGAGAGCCCUCUGUCUUUGGACAGAGUGGAAGCCCACUUCUCUGAAAAAGAGGAGGACUACUACAUCGGGCCAGAGGUGGCAGAGCCAGAACCGUCUCCAACAGAGGAUUCUAACAGCACAGAAAGUCUCAAGUCACCCAAGGUCACCUGUGAAGAGAGAAAUGUGACAGGAUUAGAGAAUUUCACUGUGAAAAUUUUAAAUAUGUCCCAGGACCUGAUGGACUUCCUCAACCCCAAUGGCAGUGACUGCACACUGGUUCUGUUCUACACCCCGUGGUGCCGCUUCUCCGCCAGCCUGGCCCCGCACUUCAACUCGCUGCCCCGCGCCUUCCCAGCUCUCCACUUCCUCGCCCUGGAUGCAUCUCAGCACAGCAGCCUUUCUACCAGGUUUGGGACCGUGGCUGUUCCUAACAUCCUGUUAUUUCAAGGAGCAAAACCAAUGGCUAGGUUUAAUCACACUGAUCGGACGCUGGAAACCCUGAAAGUUUUCAUUUUCAAUCAGACAGGUAUAGAAGCCAAGAAAAACGUGGUGGUGACUCUAGCCGACCAAGUAGGACCCCUCCCCAGCACUCUGAUCAAAAGUGUGGACUGGCUACUGGUAUUUUCCUUAUUCUUUCUGAUCAGCUUUAUCAUGUAUGCUACUAUCCGAACUGAGAACAUCCGGUGGCUCAUCCCAGGACAAGAGCCGGAGCACGUGGAGUGAUGGGCACUAAAGGGAGACUGGGGAGGAGGGCCCUCGGCCCUUCAUGUCAGGAACGAGUGGAGCGCUGCCCUUAUCCACACGUGUUCCCCAGGGGCUGGCAGACUCUCCCAGAGAAGAAUCACAUGUUUGUGGAACUCCUCAAUGUGCAGAGAAAGCCACAAACAGGUGUUGGACCAAGUCUCGCAAGAAGCACCAACAGAAUUCUUUGUUCUGUUUUCAGCCACUUGGCUAUAGUCCUGUACCUUGCGAGGCAUCCAUUUGCAGUGGGAAGACAAAUGCUGGUGUACUCGUGGUGACUGGCAUGACGCUCACUGCCCAGGCGUCCCAGGACAGCUUUAGGAAGCACCUGGUUUCCUCAUGUCUGUCUGGGGUGGUCAGUUUCCUGUUGGUUUAGUUUUUUUUUUUCAGUGUGCACAAGCAGGAAAAGUGUUUUGUUCUGGGAGGAGUAACUAGAAUUGAUAGGCAUGACACCACAAGUAAUAACAGCUGAAGGAAAAUAAAACAGUCCAGUGUCUCCAUGUUUGCCAUCUUAUCCCUCACCACUGAGGGAAACCAAAGGUGAUUUUGGUUGGUUCUGGCUGAGGGUGGUGUUAGGUCAUUGUUACUGAAACAAAGGCUCCCUGAGGAUCAGGCUGUGUUAGAGCAUGAACUGUCGCCGAAGCUAUUUCUCCAGUGAGCAUCAGUGGAAUUGUCAGAUGUCCCUGGUGCUGUGCCAGGCUUCAUGAGCUCCUAAAACAAUGUAAAACCCUGUUCUUGCCCACAGGUUGCUUCUAGUCCACUCCAGGACAUAGUCACCCAAGAGCCACAAUGUGCAUCUUGCAAACUUUUUGAGAAGCUGUUUCUGAAAGUCUUUUUAAACUCACAUGCGACAGCUGACUCUAAAGUACCUCUAUACUAUUGCCAUUGUUUGGGAAAGAGAUAAGUAUUUAUAUAGUACCUUAUGCCCUAUGAAGACAGAACCUUAGGUGGGUCUACUGAAAGUUUGCAAUUUUGUAGUUCUGUGUCAUAGAGAACAGCCAUGGCUGGAGUGGUCUCCCUCAGGAGGGGACCAUGGCUGAGAACUGGACCAUAACUGUUUGAUUUACAGAUGAGCAACUGAGACACACAGAAGUUAAAUGGCCCACUCAGGUUACAUAGAUUUAAAUUCAUACAUUUAAAUUCACAUACAUGUACACCUGUAAUUGCAAAUAAAAGGGAGAAAACCCCGAA
Ochotona curzoniae (black-lipped pika) is the source of this 2318-nucleotide messenger RNA. It is a transcript of the gene TXNDC15, whose product is annotated as thioredoxin domain containing 15. Bases 60 to 1109 code for a protein of 349 amino acids. The transcript is spliced from 5 exons. Gene Ontology annotation, biological process: cilium assembly. Gene Ontology annotation, cellular component: cilium. Lineage: Eukaryota; Metazoa; Chordata; Mammalia; Lagomorpha; Ochotonidae. The record is from RefSeq and is a predicted model, not a curated record.